This is a messenger RNA of Protopolystoma xenopodis, 219 nucleotides long. NCBI's taxonomy places the organism in Eukaryota, Metazoa, Platyhelminthes, Monogenea, Polystomatidea, Polystomatidae. The record is from the annotation of a GenBank genome assembly.
AUGCCUGUUGGGGGCUGUGUUCCGGCCAGAGUGGCCGCGCAUAGAGUAGCUAUCUACAAGAGUGCAUCUUCGUCUGGCCUGAGGAAAACCAACCACCCAGCCUCGCAAGUUCUGACUAUCAUAGAUACGAACGCAUGCACGCGCGUGGAUACACGCACACACAUCAAGCACGCAACUGUGGACACAACUGCAUCCUGCCUUAACUACAUCUGCAACUAG